Rhipicephalus sanguineus (brown dog tick) is the source of this 1017-nucleotide messenger RNA. RefSeq lists its product as uncharacterized. NCBI's taxonomy places the organism in Eukaryota, Metazoa, Arthropoda, Arachnida, Ixodida, Ixodidae. The transcript is spliced from 6 exons. Bases 1 to 1017 code for a protein of 338 amino acids. The record is from RefSeq and is a predicted model, not a curated record.
AUGCACGAGCGAAUCGUACCGAUCCUGGCGGUAGUCUCGCUCGUGGCUGCCAGUCCCGCCGACAGCCACUUCGUGUACAAAAUAGGUAUCGCAGUGCGAUCUUAUCAGCAGCGUCACCUUUCAGGGAGCAACUGGGAAGAGAAGGCGCAGUUUCUGGCCACCUACAUGGCGACUGCCUACAUGUACCGAAAGGACGUGGUCCGCUUUGGUAUUCACUGGAUCAACAGUUCAGCUGACAUAGACCUGUGCGAGCUUCGGAAGGACGGCGUGGUUGCCCUCCUCGUGUCGAACGAGUGCGCAGCGACGGCGGUUCUGGCCCGGAAAGCCCGGCAAGCUCAUUUGCCCUUCCUGGCCGUCCUCAACCGUGGCUGCAGCAGGCAGUGGGUGCUCCGCAAGGCGUACGGCAACGAAGCCCUAACGGAGGAUCAGCAGGAACCUUCGGAGGAGAUCGAAGAACCCACGGGAACAUUGCUGGUACCGUACUUCGAAGAGUUUGACACCCGCGUGGUGCUAGCCAAGAUGGAGGCCAUGGGUGUUAACCGGGCGCUCGUCGUCUACGACGACGUAUUCGCCACGUACGCCAUGGAGACGUUCAGGGAGCAGACGGAGGGGCUCAACCUGACGAUGGCGUUCGUGCCGCUCGAAGCGAACCGCACGCGCGUCAAGGAGGCUAUCAACCAGACGCUGCGGCGCAUGUCGAGGAGAAACACCUUCUACACCUCGUUCGUCAUGCUCGUGUUCGCCAACUUCACACUCGCCGAACAGCUAGAAGCUGAGCUCGUCACGCACAUCGGACUCAACCCGAACAUGCGGCUGCUGCUUUUCUACAACGGCUGGGACAAGAGUCUGGGACGCUGGUACUAUCAGCACGAGACGACGUGCACGUUCGAGAAGCAGAUAUACGUCAUCACACGAGCGUACAUCAACGAGACCAGGGGCAUCAUGAAGACAGCCAGCGCCCACUGGGGCUCUCACGACCACGUGGUUGCCUACCCUGCACUGAAGAAAGAGGAUUAA